Molecule: messenger RNA, 6707 nt
Organism: Dicentrarchus labrax (European seabass)
Lineage: Eukaryota; Metazoa; Chordata; Actinopteri; Moronidae
Gene: slmapa
Product: sarcolemma associated protein a
Exons: 26
Coding region: 699-3401 (900 amino acids)
Biological process (GO): regulation of voltage-gated sodium channel activity; regulation of membrane depolarization during cardiac muscle cell action potential; protein localization to plasma membrane
Molecular function (GO): protein binding
Source: RefSeq, a predicted model, not a curated record
CUCUCCAGUUACAGUAUGGCGGCCGGGACUCGCGGAGGAGGACAACUUCUUCUAGAUCCCUUCCAGAAAACUGCGGGACGGCGGCGGCUCUAACUCACACCCGCCCCGGCGAACCGGACCCGGACUGAGAGACACGACGACCGCGCAACUUGUGUCUUAUCCUCCCCCUGUCUUUCCCCUGGGAGACACUCGGGGCUGGUGUGAUGCGUGAAGACCCGCAGUCUACAAACUCUCCCGAUUUUUUUUUUUUUUUUUCCGCCGUUGACUGUCAGUUAGCCGGCUAGCUGCUACUAACCGCUAGCUCAUGCUAACGUUCGCUUGCGGGGAUCCGUAGCAGCCAAAAGACGGGGCUAGCUCGCUGCUUUUAUUUGCCCCCCCCACCUCCACCUCCUCCUCCUCCUCCUUCCUCCUCUCACUCCUCCCUCCCUCCCCGAGGAGACAGGGAUGGCAUUCCGCCUCCACUCGGAGAGUCUUGUUGAAUCGAAGUGGGGAAGCGGUGCAGCCUGGGCUGUGUACAGUGGACAAUGUUUAUAAGUUUGUGCCUAGAAGCUUAGAGGACUUACAGUUUGGCCUACCUAUUAGGCUACACACAGAUAUUGUAGUUUAUUCAUUAGGGAGUGAAACAGAAGCCUGCCACUCUGGAUCAAGAAAACCUCUCCCUCGUGUCUGGUUGGAGUAACACUCUUAAGCCAAAAUCAAUGCCUUCAGCGCUGGCCGUGUUCGCCUGCCGACCCAACUCGCACCCAUUCCAGGAGAGGCAUGUAUACCUGGAUGAGCCAGUCAAGAUCGGCAGGUCGGUGGCUCGGUGUCGGCCGGCCCAGAACAAUGCCACCUUCGACUGCAAGGUGCUGUCCAGGAAUCAUGCCUUGGUCUGGUUCGACCACAAGACCGGCAAGUUCUACCUGCAGGACACUAAAAGCAGCAAUGGGACGUUCAUCAACAGCCAGAGGUUGAGCCGCGGCUCGGAGGAGAGUCCGCCCUGCGAGGUUCUCUCCGGCGACAUCAUUCAGUUUGGCGUCGACGUCACUGAGAACACCCGCAAAGUCACUCAUGGCUGCAUCGUGUCAACAAUCAAACUCUUCCUACCUGAUGGGAUGGAGGCACGCCGACGAAGCGAUGUCAUCCAGACUCCGUUACCACUACCUGUAGACAAGGUUGCAGCCAACACUCCCAGUAUGUAUUCUCAGGAACUGUUCCAGCUCUCCCAGUAUCUACAGGAGGCCUUACACAGAGAGCAGAUGUUGGAGCAGAAGCUUGCCACUCUGCAGCGUCUGUUAGCCAACACUCAGGAGGCCUCAGAGAGCAGCUGGCAGGCUCUGAUCGAUGAAGACCGUCUGCUCUCCCGACUGGAGGUGAUGGGCAGUCAGCUACAGGCUUACUCUAAGUCCCAGACGGAGGAAGGGAUGCGUAAGGAGCUUUUGGCUCUUCAGGAGGACAAACACAACUAUGAGACGACAGCGAAGGAGUCUCUGAGGAGAGUGUUGCAGGAGAAGAUCGAGGUGGUCAGGAAGCUGUCAGAGGUGGAGCGCUCGCUCAGUAACACAGAGGAUGAGUGCACACACUUGAAGGAGAUGUCUGAGAGGGGCCAGGAAGAGCUGAGGGAGCUCGCCAACAAGUACAACGCCGCCGUCAACGAGAUCAAAGAGCUCACUGACAAAAUUAAGGCGGCGGAGGGCCGGCAGGAGGAGCUGACCCAGCGGGGAGCAACGGAGAAGAGGGAGUUGGAGCUGCGGAUUGAGGAGAUGGAGGAGAAGGAGCAGGUUCUCCAGGCUCGCAUCGAAGCUCUGCAGGCCGACAACGACUUCACCAACGAGAGGCUCGCCGCUCUGCAGGUGCGGUUAGAACAGCUACAAGAGAAAAGCAUUAAAGAGAACAACAGUCUGGAUGUCGACACUGUCUCCCACGGACCGGUAGAGGAGCCUGUCGAGGACAAACAAAGCCUGCAGACACCUGAGAGCCAGGAAGAAGACGUGGAUGAGGACGAUACAGACACCGAUGAUGGUGCAGUUGGUGAAGAUGAAGAUAUUCAUGACAACUGUCAUGUUAACAACAGCGGAGGAGACUCGACUAGAAUCCAACAGUUGAUUGAGUGUCCGCCGGUCAAACAGCUGAAGGAGACUGUGAGCUCUUCAAUCCACAAACUGACCAACUUUGAUGAAGUGAUGGACGCCCACCUACAGAACAACCAGACGGCAGAAGACGACAUCCUGGCCAGCCCUGAUCGACUCAAAGGUAAUCAGAUGGAUGCCAAAGAGUCAGACAUGUCAGACACUCUGAGUCCCAGCAAAGACCGCAGCAGUGACGAUACGUCAGAUGGCAACAUGGACGACCAGGAGCUGAAUGAACCACAGAACAGAGUAGCUCUGCUCAAAGCUGAGUUGCAUCGGGCCGGUCUAGAGCCUGGAGACACGGAGCAGGUCAUCCACUAUCUCCACAGAGAGCUUCUGGAGGCCCAGGAGUUAGCCAACACUGGCAAGCAGAGAUGUCUGGAGCUACAAGCGCUGCUGGAGGACGAGAGGAGGAACAACUCUCAGCAGACUGAAGAGUCGACCAAACAGAUCCAGUACCUGCAGACUCAACUCGGGAAGCUGCAGGCCGACAUGGAAGCACUGAGGGAACAGAGGGAGAGCACCAUCUGCACCACCAGAGAGGAGCUCUACUCCGCCCAGGAGGAGAUUCUCGUCCUGCGGCACGCCAUGGAGGCAGCCACGGCAGAGCGGGAGCGUGAGAUCGCCGCCCUGCAGUCCGACCUGGGUAGUGUGCGAUCUGAGCUGGAGCACUGGAGGAACACGGCCGCCAAGUACGAGGAGGAGAUCAGUCGGCUGCAGGAGGCCUUCACACAGCAGCAACAGCAGCAGAACACCACCACCCAGCUGCAGGCGGAGUGUGUUACGUUGCAGCAGCGGUGUGUGUGUUUGCAGCAGGACUGUGACGGCCUGAGAGCUGAACGGACAGCUCUUACGGACAAACUGCACCGCCUGGAGACUGAGCUGAGCAGCACCAGGGAGCAGAGUCAGGUCCUCAGCAGCAGUCUGGUGUCUCUGGAGAAGAGGGAGGAGGUCCUACAGGACAAACUGGGUUGUCUGGAGAAUCAGCACCUGCAGGACGCAAGCAGGCUGAAGACUCAGCUGGACCAAGCCCAGGCCCACACACACACACUGCAGAAAGAGUAUGAAGACACACAGUCCCAGCUAUUGGACCUCCGUCAGCGCUAUGAGAGAACAGAGAAGGAGAAGCUGAACAUCCACCAGGAGCUGGAGCAGUGCAGGAGUAGCCUGAAGCUGCUGCAGGACAAGACCAGCUCGAGUGGCUGGAGCCCCUGGAUGCCGGUCAUCGCAGUGAUGGUCGCCGUGACGGCAGCCGUCCUCUACCCCAACCUCUCCAAGAGCAGCUCCACCUAGGACACACAAACACACACACAUACACACACACACGCACACAGAGAGCGCUGUGAGGAGAGCAUCACUGCUUUACUUGUAUAAAGUCUAAUUGUACAUAAUUGUAGAGGGAAUAUAAAGGUUGUGGUUUCUACAGAGGAUUCAGAUUCUUCUUGGUUUAUUUUGUUUUUGUGUGUUUUUUUUUUUUUGUUGUUGUUUUUUUUUUGCAGCCGAGAGUUUUGUUGUCGUUUUUAUUCGCGGCUCUCUCUCAGCUGUGGUGGGGGCUUUUCUUGGUUUUCGUCUCUCUGCUGAUUUCUGGGUAACAAAAGCGUUCUCCAGCAGGGCCGAUCUUCUUCUCGCAAAAAAAACCCCCCUAAAACCUGCCAGAGGUGACGUUCACACCCGUCCCGUCGUACACGAGCGGAACGGGUGUGAACGCAACACUUUCCUGCCGCCUCAGUCCAGUCAGGUAGAACACGAUCCACACUCAUCACUGAAAACUGGCAGGUCUGCACACCGAUUGAUAGAUUUCAUCGGCUACUGGAAUCUGUUAGCAGGCUGUGUUUAUCUGUAGCUCUGUCAGAAGUGGUUGGACGGACUGGGCUGCAGUCAGUCUGUUUCACCUUCAUCACUGAAGAUAGUUCUUCAGUAUCUUUACUGAGGAUGGACCUACAACGUGCUCGCCUUCUCCAUAAUUCAGCUUUAAUUUUACUCUUUCAGAUCUUCAGACCAGCUCUGUGCUUUCACAUGCCCUCGAAAAUGUCUCUUCGGCAUCUUCAGUAAGAGUCUGUGCUGCUUUCUUGAACAAUAUGAUGUACUUUUAGCUAACUUUUGCUAAUAUUUGAUGCCAUUGAAGUCUAAAUCCUUAAAUUUGGCAGUUUUUCCUGUUUUUUAAAAACAUUUAUGGCCGGUGCAGUUUGUUAAUGUGGCAUUUGACUUUGAGGGAAUACUUUUAAAUGCGUAUUUGUUUGGUACUAUGCACCACUAAGGUACAGUAAGAACUAUAAUGAUAGCGGCCCUCAUGUUUUUUUACCAACUCUUGAGACUCUUAUUGUUUAGAAGGGGCCGUCAAGUUUUAUUACCUUUUAAUAUUCCCGUUGAUGUUUUGCCUACAAUGGUGUAUAUUCUUAAACAAAUGUGUAUUUAGUCAGUUUAUCACAAACUAACUGACAUACAGCAGAUUUAUCUUUAAAUCCAAAAUGUUAACCGGUCAAACUAACUUCUACAGCUGCAGCUUCGAUUAUUACCGUAAGAUUUCAGUCUUUCAGCUCAAAGAUUUAUUGUUUGGUCUCAAAGAUACUCAUCACAGUUUCUCAUAAGCCAAGUUAAUUUCUUAAAAUAUCUUGUUUUGUCUCCAUCAGUCCAAAACCUGAAUAAGUCUAAUUUACUAUCAUACAAACAAAGAAAAGCAACAAAUCUUCACAUAGAAGAAGCUGGAACCAGGUAAUGUUUGUCAAUUCGGCUUGAAAAAUGACAAUUGAGCUAAUUAAAAUAUAAAAUCUUUUUAAAUUGACUAAUCAUUGCGGCUCAAAUAUAAACAAACAAUAUUCCCAGAGAGAGAGGGGUCAGUCCCAACCUCCUCUCUUUAUGAUUGGCUGGAUAUUGUGUUGUGUUCAUUGAAAAAAAUAUUCCGUAUUAAUUAAAAUCCGAAGGAGAUAUUUUGACGGCCGUGUCGUAUUCUAGCAUCAGUUUCUGGGCAUUGUGGGUUAAUCCCACCCUGUUUAAGUUAAACGCAGUCCCACUACAGGGACAGCUUUCUGCUCUAUAUGUCAGUAUAGUAAUAAAGUAAAUACACAUUAAAACUCUGCGACGGUACGUUCAGACUGUUGGAAGUGAAGCACAAACAGUGACGGAGCGCCACCUUGGAUCAGUGUUGUCGUUAACUGAGUCGGCUGGAAAGUGUUCACGUAAAGGCGGUUUCAGGAAGUCCUGCUCUGUUCUGGUUUUAGUCGGCCGUGUUGGAUAUGUAACAUGGUGUUUUCUCUGUUUUUGUUUUUAUUCCUUUUCAGGGGAGUUUGGGUCGGGGUUGAAACUUGAAGCCAAAUUAUAAAAAUAAAAAAUCUGAUUUAUUUUCUUUUUUUUUGUUUUUGUUUUUCGGGGCACAGAAUAACGGGGUCAAAGUGCCUCUGAUGUAACUAACACCACAGUUUGUGUAUGUGUGCGGACCACCACACACACAACCACACACACACACACACUCUUUCUCUGAUAAACACACACAAUCUCACACACACUUGGUUUAUUUGACUGUCAGAGGUCUGUCGGUGUUGAUGUACGGAGAGAAGCUGUACAAAUCCAAAUAGUUCGGUUAGCUCAAAAAAUAACGAGGACAACUCGGCUGACUCGCCUCGGUGUAAUUAACCCUAAGCCCCGCCCCUUUUUGGUAGCUACUAAUCUGUCAUUAGCUGGCUAGUUAGCUGGUGUUUUGCUAACAUUAGCUAACUGUAUACUUUUAUAUGUCACUUUUAUCUUUUAACCAUCUUCAAAAUGCAGUUGUCUUUUCAACCUUAGCCUAGAACAGCUUAUCUAAGUACAGGAAGGACAAAGUUUACUGAUGGUCCAAAAGGGGGCGGGGCUUAUGAAGGGUCGACUAUGACUGAGAUGUUUUGUGAAAGCUCUGAUAUGUUCGACUUGGUGUUCAAUAAUUAUCAAAAAGUCAACAUAUAGAGACCAAAGUCUGACGUGCACGCGCUCUCAGACUUCCACCAUCUAUCUGAUGGUGAUUUUAAUUUAACCUUUCCUGUGGCGCCAUCUACAGGACAAACGUUACGUUCAGGAUUGUUGGAAAAACUAAUUUAUUUCCAGUUUUCAGCCAUUAAAAAAAAGUUUAUUCCAGUUGAGUAACGAACCCGCUAACACGGCUACAGAGCUGAGGAUUUGCUAAAAAUGUGUGUUGGCGAUUCAGCUUCUCUCCAAACAAACUUUCAAACACUUUAAGGCCUCUGAUGAAAUGUUUUUUUUUAGCAGACAUUAAAUUAUUUCAAUGUGUGUGUGUGUUGGUGAAACAGGGGAGUGUGGGUCGGUUCACACUCUGGACUCUUGAGCAGCGUUUGUCAUCGUUCGUGUACUCCGUCUUGUCUCCGUGUUUAAAGAAAAUAAAUAAAUACGAACAAAUAUUCCUGAUGUUUAAAGAGAAAAACACUACAGUACAGAGAGAGAAUUGUAAAAUAAAACGUUAUUGAAUGAUGUGUUACUAGACUUAUUUUGUUAAAAUUGUUUAGAGAUAUGAGAGGGAGCUAUGUAGAGGAUACAGUAUGAUGAUGAUGAUGAUGUUGUAUUGAAUAUGCAGAGCAAUGUUUGGAUUAAAGUUGUAGCAAGCUGACCCACCAA